UACUAUCUAUGAAACAAGCACCAGUAGCAAACUUUUGUGGAAAUGAUUGAGACAAAAGGAAUAGUUUUUAAGUUUGUGGUAUUUUUUCAGACUUUCGGGAGUAUUUUAACACUUGUUGUGGAAUUAGCUGAUUUUGGUGCUGUUUUGUUAGAUCCGCCGGGGCGUGGUUCUCUCUGGAGACACAAUAUAUCGGGGGCACCUGUCAACCCCCGAGACCAUCAACUCAACUGUGGAGGGGCUCAGAAUCAAUGGAGAAAUAAUAAUGGAAAAUGUGGGUUAUGUGGCGAUCCCUGGAAUGGACCACGUGAUCACGAAAUUGGCGGGAAAUUUUUCACAAAUCACAUAUCAUCUUCAUAUCCAAGAAAUUCUGUGAUAAACUUAACAGUUAAAAUGCUAUCAAACUCUAUAGGAUGGAUGGAGUUUAGAAUUCACCCAUAUACCAAAAAUAUUGAACAAAAUCAUUUAGAUAGAUAUUUACUUAAACUUGGAGGUAAUCAAACAACAAGAUAUCGAGUCCGGAAGUCGGGAUAUCACGUGAUACCUGUUUUAUUACCGGAAUAUCUCGAGUGUGAGCGAUGUGUACUUCAAUGGAAAUAUCAUACAGGUACUUUGUGGGGUUGUACUGAUGACACCCAGACAGACUGUUGCUAUGGCUGCGGACAGGAACAGGAAGAAUACUAUAACUGCGCAGACAUCUCCGUCAAACCGGAGACUGGAAUCAACAAUCAACAGGACACCAAACUUAAAUUUAAAAGUUUGACAGUGACACCCAGCAGUGAUUACCUGAGAUGGUGGUGCCUGACUCAGUGUGAAGGGGAGGAGUGUAGAGAACCACCGUGUUCUACCAUCUCCCGCCAACGCAGGUCCACGAGUAACUGUCUGGCCGCCGGGGCGUGGAGGGGACAGGCUAACAUGGACACGUGGUGUCGGAACAAUUGUCAGAUAGGCUACUGUCCCGCAUCUCACUGUCAGUGUCAAGAUGUGAGUCCAGUCACUACAUCAACUACUAGCACAACCACAACACAAUUCACGACGACAACGUCAACUGAAGAUCUUUUGACCACGCAUGCGCAUUCCUCAACCACCACAACUUCGCAGAAUGGAGAUGCCCCCGGUAUUGUCCGUGUGCUUGUCAGUAGAGGUUGUGAGUACUGUAAGGACAGGAAUGAUUCUAACUGUGAAGAUCUGUACUGUCCUGGAUACAACGCUGCAAAUAUUGUAAAUAAAGGAACCUUAACCCAAAAAAUAACAGAGCUCUCGGAUUAUUUUUGUACAACGUGUGACAUCGCAGAUUCCAUCUGUCAGAAACUGUUUUGUUCUCGCGAAAAAUUAAUGGUAAGUCUGGGACUUCACACAAAAUGUCGGAUCUGUGAGCUGACGGGGAACUGUCUGAAUUACCCUGAGUGUGAUCAGAUAAACGGAAAGGGUACUACCACCACCAGUACUGUCACCACCCAACCCACCACCACCGUUAACACAGUACCGAUGAAGAGGACAUGUGUCGCCAUUAACUACUACGCCCAGAUUAUUGGAAUGGACCAAUGGUGUGAAGACAACUGCGGAACUACGGCUGACAUCAACUGUUACCCAGAGGUCUGCCAGUGUUCAGAUCCUUCUAUGCCGUUGGUACAGAAGUUGGACACAGGUGACGUCACAACAUGCAAGGCCAUAGGUCAAGUCGCCAACAUUCCCGGCAUGGAUAAAUGGUGUACAGAUAACUGUCCCACCAACUGUCCAGAAACAUACUGCUCAUGUUCGGUACAACCUGUUACACAAGCUCCAACCACCACAAAAACGACAACAACGACAACAACAACAACAACAGCUUCUCCUACAAUGACGUCAUACAGGACAACUACUAAAGCAGACGACCCCACGGAAUCAACAGCCACAUUUACCACGCCAUCACAAACAACACCCUCCUAUAGAGGAGCGGAUUAUUACUCCAUAAAUGCCAUGAACGGGAUAAUGUGUAACAUCUGUAGGAGUGACCUUGACCUUUAUAGGGGGUGCUCAGAUCAAUUUUGUUCCAGAUUUGACAACAGUGUUGGUGAUCCGGUGGACAAAGUUGACCGAGCGCUGAAUUAUUCUCCGGAACUUUUCUGCGGCAUCCAGAACAAAGAUUCAGUAUUCUGUGAGCCUGCUCCUAUCAUCCGCCCCUUUAUUCUGAGUUCCAUGUGUUCCUCUUGUAUUUACCUUUCGCCGGAUCAAAACUGUAAUAUGUAUUGCAGCAGUUCCUGAUGAACGAGAUUCAAAGCCGAGGCCAAGCUAAAAGAAAUCCAAUAAUUCAAUAGUGCAUCAUGUUGUACGGGUAAUCUCCGUGUGAAAUACUAUGUUUUAAACAGUAUUAAUAGUAAUUUGUGUGUGUUGAUUUUAAGUGUUUUCCAAGGUUUUAUUUUUGAUAGACUAAUCACUGACAUAUUGUAAAUACUAGUUGGUGCUCUUCUUUUUGUCCUAAAAUGUUUAUUAGUAUUUUCUUGUUUAUGAAUAUUCAUAUGAAAGAGAUCGUUCUCUUUUCGGGCCUAACGCUUACAAAUACAUGUACAUUAAAUUUGUUUAAAUCAAACUUGAAUGACGCAGGUAACGAUUCUGCGUACUUUACGUGUUUGAUGUACAAGCUAAUGCUGUUAAUAAAGAUUAAUAAAAGUG
Molecule: messenger RNA, 2649 nt
Organism: Saccostrea cuccullata (small rock oyster)
Lineage: Eukaryota; Metazoa; Mollusca; Bivalvia; Ostreida; Ostreidae
Product: mucin-5AC-like
Exons: 18
Coding region: 43-2241 (732 amino acids)
Source: RefSeq, a predicted model, not a curated record